AUGCACCCCGGGGGCGGACCGGGCGAGAGGCUGGAGCCGGGCCUCGGCCGCGAGAGAAAGAGGGCAGUCUACCUGGGCCAGCGACCCGGCAAGGGCUGCGGGAAGACGCAGUGCCCACGCUGUGGCUAUGUCUGCAUCCGCAGGGAACCGUGGCCCCGCGAAUCUAUGUCUUCAGGCGGGGCCGGGUCAGACCCCGGUUCCCCCCCGGGAGGCUAGCAGAGGGCAGUGACCAGCACCCUAUGUGCGUUCUGGGCCCCUUUGUCCCAUAGGAGAGCCCAAGGGAUGGCUGCUGACAUGCAAAGGAAGAGAAGCAGCGAAUACCCGGAUGGCACCUUGGCUCCUUCUGAUGGGCAGAGUGUGGAGAGAGCUGAGAGCCCCACACCAGGACUGGCCCAGGGAAUGGAACCAGGUGCUGGGCAGGAAGGUGCCAUGUUCGUCCAUGCCCGUUCCUAUGAGGACCUGACUGAGUCUGAGGAUGGACAGGCAUCUGCGGAGAGCCCCAAGGAAGGUGCUGGUCCCCCACCACUUCCUGCAGAUAUGCGCCAGAUCAGCCAGGACUUCAGUGAGCUAAGCACCCAGCUAACGGGUGUGGCCCGUGACCUGCAGGAGGAGAUGCUGCCCGGAAGCUCUGAGGACUGGUCAGAGCCCCCGGGGGCAACUGGGCGAACAGCCACAGAGCCCCCCCGGGAGGGUGCAGCUGAGGGGGAUGAGGAGGAUGCUACCGAGGCAUGGCGCCUGCACCAGAAGCACGUCUUUGUGCUGAGCGAGGCGGGGAAGCCCGUGUAUUCCCGCUAUGGGUCAGAGGAGGCACUUUCCAGCACCAUGGGUGUCAUGGUGGCUCUAGUGUCCUUUCUGGAGGCAGACAAGAAUGCCAUACGCUCCAUCCAUGCAGAUGGCUACAAGGUGGUAUUCGUGCGCAGGAGCCCACUGGUGCUGGUAGCAGUGGCGCGCACGCGGCAGUCGGCUCAGGAGCUGGCUCAGGAGCUGCUCUACAUCUACUACCAGAUCCUGAGUCUUCUCACCGGUGCGCAACUGAACCACAUCUUCCAGCAGAAGCAGAACUAUGACCUGCGGCGCCUGCUUUCGGGCUCGGAGCGCAUCACUGACAACCUGCUACAGCUCAUGGCACGCGACCCUAGCUUCCUGAUGGGGGCGGCGCGCUGUCUGCCCUUGGCGGCAGCCGUGCGGGAUGUAGUGAGUGCCAGCUUGCAGCAGGCGCGGGUACGCAGCCUCGUGUUCUCCAUCCUAUUGGCGCGCAACCAGCUUGUGGCUCUUGUCCGCCGCAAGGACCAAUUCCUGCACCCCAUCGAUCUGCACUUACUCUUCAACCUCAUCAGUUCCUCCUCCUCUUUCCGCGAGGGUGAGGCCUGGACACCUGUGUGCCUCCCCAAAUUCAACGCUGCAGGCUUCUUCCAUGCACACAUCUCUUACCUGGAGCCUGAUACUGAUCUCUGCUUGCUACUAGUCUCCACCGACCGUGAGGACUUCUUUGCUGUCUCUGACUGCCGUCGCCGCUUUCAGGAGCGCCUGCGCAAGCGCGGUGCCCACCUGGCCCUGCGGGAGGCAUUGCGCACGCCUUACUACAGCGUGGCCCAAGUGGGCGUUCCAGACCUUCGGCACUUCCUCUAUAAGUCAAAGAGCUCGGGACUGUUUACCAGCCCUGAGAUUGAAGCCCCGUACACAAGUGAAGAAGAGCAAGAGCGGCUGCUGGGCCUCUACCAGUACUUGCACAGCCGUGCCCACAAUGCCUCCCGCCCACUCAAGACCAUCUACUACACAGGACCCAACGAGAACCUCCUGGCCUGGGUGACAGGAGCCUUUGAGCUCUACAUGUGCUACAGCCCCCUGGGGACCAAGGCGUCAGCCGUCAGUGCCAUCCAUAAGUUAAUGCGAUGGAUCCGCAAAGAGGAAGACCGCCUCUUCAUCCUCACGCCCCUCACCUACUGAUGGGAAUGUGUGUAGGCUCAGACUUCCCGGGCCCAUUGGGGCAUGGGAAGCCAUGGGAGCCUCCUGGUGGGGCUAACCUUUUCUUACCCAGCCAGCAGGCAGGGACUGUGGGUUGGUGUGUGCAUUAAAAUGCUUUGGGGAAGACA
Molecule: messenger RNA, 2093 nt
Organism: Orycteropus afer afer
Lineage: Eukaryota; Metazoa; Chordata; Mammalia; Tubulidentata; Orycteropodidae
Gene: MON1A
Product: MON1 homolog A, secretory trafficking associated
Biological process (GO): protein targeting to vacuole; vesicle-mediated transport
Source: RefSeq, a predicted model, not a curated record